Condylura cristata (star-nosed mole) is the source of this 2088-nucleotide messenger RNA. It is a transcript of the gene ASB6, whose product is annotated as ankyrin repeat and SOCS box containing 6. Gene Ontology annotation, molecular function: protein binding. Bases 1 to 1422 code for a protein of 473 amino acids. Gene Ontology annotation, biological process: intracellular signal transduction; protein ubiquitination. The transcript is spliced from 7 exons. Gene Ontology annotation, cellular component: BRCA1-BARD1 complex. NCBI's taxonomy places the organism in Eukaryota, Metazoa, Chordata, Mammalia, Eulipotyphla, Talpidae. The record is from RefSeq and is a predicted model, not a curated record.
AUGGUUGACAGACACCUGGAGGAGCUCCCGUCCUCCACCCACAGGCUGAGCGACCUGGGGGGCGGGGAGCGACUCGAUCCCCCUGUGUUCAGCUGCUUCCUCUAUGAAGCCUGCGUGAUCCAGGCCUGUCUGCGAGGCUCAGGUGACCGCCCAGUGGAAGCGUUUCCUCAGCCAGGGACACCUUGCCGCGGCUGCCGUGUGCGUGUGCUUUGCAACCCUGGUGCAGGGACUGUGCCCCCAGGCUGGGGGCUGAAGAAGGCUGCCAGGCAACCCAGCUGUGCUGCCAGCGCGGAGAGCCGGCUGCUCGUUCUCAGCGAGCUGCUGGAGACAAAGGCCCGCUCCCCGCUUUACCAAGAAGGGGUGAGCAACGCCCUGCUGAAGGUGGCUGAGUUGGGGCUGACCCGGGCGGCUGACGUCCUGCUGAGGAACGGGGCUGACCUCGGCUUUGAAGACCCGGUCACCUACUACACGGCCCUGCACAUCGCCGUCCUGCGGAACCAGCCUGACAUGGUGGAGCUGCUGGUGCGCCAUGGGGCCGACAUCAACCGCAGGGACCGGAUCCACGAGAGCAGCCCCCUGGACCUGGCCAGCGAGGAGCCCGAGCGCCUGCCCUGCCUGCAGCGCCUCCUGGAGCUUGGGGCCGACGUCAACGCAGCCGACAAGCAUGGGAAGACCGCCCUGCUCCACGCCCUGGCCAGCAGCGACGGGGUGCAGAUCCACAACACCGAGAACAUCCGGCUCUUACUGGAAGGAGGGGCAGACGUCAAGGCGACCACCAAGGACGGGGACACCGUGUUCACGUGCAUCAUCUUCCUGCUGGGGGAGACCGUGGGAGGGGACCAGGAGGAGGCCCAGAUGAUCAACCGCUUCUGCUUCCAAGUGACGCAGCUGCUGCUGGCUCACGGGGCCGACCCCAGCGAGUGCCCCGCCCACGAGUCCCUCACCCACAUCUGCCUCAAGAGCUUCAAGCUGCAUUUCCCUCUGCUGUGCUUCCUGCUGGAGUCCGGGGCCGCCUACAACUGCUCCCUCCACGGCGCCUCCUGCUGGUCUGGCUUCCACAUCAUCUUCGAGCGCCUGUGUUCCCACCCCGGCUGCGCCGAGGACGAGAGCCACGCCGAGCUGCUGCGCAAAGCCGAGACCAUCCUGGACCUCAUGGUGACCAACUCCCACAAGCUGCAGCUGCCCGAAAACUUUGACAUCCACCCUGUGGGCAGCCUGGCGGCCAGGAUCCAGGCCCUCCACCGCUCCCUGCGGCAGCUGGAGAGCUACCCCCCGCCCCUCAAGCACCUGUGUCGCGUUUACAUCCGGCUCUACCUCCAGCCGUGGCCUGUGGACGCCAAGGUCAAAGCCCUGCCUCUCCCCGACAGGCUCAAGUGGUACCUCCUCAGUGAGCACAGCAGCACCGCAGAAGACGAAGUCUGAGGCCCCGGGCGGAGGGAGCAGGGUCUGGACAGCCGUCAGCCUGUGGGUGUGGCCUCAGGCGAGUCCUGUCACCCGGAAACCUGUGGGUGCGCUGCUGGCCCCGGCUGGGGAGGAGACUCAGCCUGUGCCGAGGUGGCGGGCGAGCAUGGCAGCUGCGUUUUUCCAGUGCAGGCUUGUUCUGUCUUCCUGGGAGCCCCCACCCCCAGCCUCAACUACAUUGAAAAAGGGUCAGGGUUUAGAUUAGGUCAGUGCCUACCCUCCUGACUUGAGGGCUGUUGGGCACUGAGGCAGGCUGCUCCAAGCCUGGGUCCCGGAGUGGCAGGAGACCGGGCUGUCUGCCUGAGCGCGGCGAGCUUCGCCGGCCAGGGGCUGGGCGCCACCCGGCCAGGGCCCACCCUCUUCACUUGGACCGUCACUUAGGGCGGUGCCCUGUGGGUGUUGAGGCUGAGCCUGCCCUGGCAGCGUGCGCAGCCCAGGCCUUUCGGCCACGUGGAACCGAUCAUGAGCGCAACUGGACCGGCUUCCCAAGCGUCUGCCUGCGGGAGGCUCCCCGUGGAGAAGCUGCCCGACGUGAGCCCCGUGUCAGGCUGGUCGUGGCUGCGUGGAGGACAAGUGGGAGCAACCUAACGAUAUAUUUAUGUUACAGAAUUAAACCGAUUCUCUCAG